AGACUCCAGCUGGAUCUGGGCAGACAGAGGAGGCUGGGCCUCUGCCUGCAGUGGUCACUGUUCUUCAGUCUCGGCCAUCACCAUGAGUGGCCGAGUCGGAGAUCUGAGCCCCAAACAGGCAGAGACCCUGGCCAAGUUCCGAGAAAAUGUCCAGGACGUGUUGCCCGCCCUGCCAAACCCCGAUGAUUAUUUCCUUCUUCGUUGGCUCCGAGCUCGGAACUUUGACCUUCAGAAAUCUGAGGCCAUGCUCCGCAAGUACAUGGAGUUCCGGAAGACCAUGGACAUUGAUCACAUCCUUGACUGGCAGCCCCCAGAGGUGAUCCAGAAGUACAUGCCUGGAGGUCUGUGUGGCUAUGACCGGGAUGGCUGCCCUGUAUGGUAUGAUAUCAUCGGGCCACUGGACCCCAAAGGGUUGCUUUUCUCAGUUACCAAGCAGGACCUGUUGAAGACCAAGAUGAGGGACUGUGAGCGCAUUCUGCACGAGUGUGACCUGCAGACAGAGCGGCUGGGGAGGAAGAUUGAAACCAUCGUGAUGAUAUUUGACUGCGAGGGUCUGGGACUGAAGCACUUCUGGAAACCUCUGGUGGAAGUGUACCAGGAGUUCUUUGGCCUCCUUGAAGAGAAUUAUCCAGAGACCCUGAAGUUCAUGCUCAUUGUGAAAGCCACAAAACUGUUCCCUGUGGGCUACAAUCUCAUGAAGCCAUUCCUGAGUGAGGACACACGGAGGAAAAUUGUGGUGCUGGGAAAGAGCUGGAAGGAAGGUUUGCUGAAACUCAUCAGUCCUGAGGAACUGCCUGCUCAUUUUGGGGGAACUCUGACUGACCCAGAUGGGAACCCCAAAUGUUUGACCAAGAUCAACUAUGGCGGGGAGAUCCCCAAGUCCAUGUACGUGAGGGACCAGGUGAAGACUCAGUACGAGCACUCAGUGCAGAUUAGCCGUGGCUCCUCACACCAGGUGGAAUAUGAGAUCCUGUUUCCAGGCUGUGUUCUCAGGUGGCAGUUCUUCUCUGAUGGUGCAGACAUUGGCUUUGGAGUCUUCCUCAAGACCAAGAUGGGGGAGAGGCAGAAGGCCGGGGAGAUGACUGAGGUGCUGGCCAGCCAGCGCUACAAUGCCCACAUGGUGCCUGAGGACGGGAGCCUCACCUGCUCAGAGGCUGGUGUCUAUGUCCUGCGCUUUGACAACACCUAUAGCUUCGUCCAUGCCAAGAAGGUCAGCUUCACGGUUGAAGUGCUUCUCCCAGACGAGGGCAUGCAGAAAUACGAUGAGGAGCUCACCCCUGUCUAGGCGGAUCCCCCUCUUCCCAGAGACCCAGAACCUCUUUCUGUUUUCUCUCUACUGCCCCUUUCAUUCCUAAAAAUGAUCAUUAGACCAACUGACAAUGUGGCACCAGUGAGCAGAGAAAGGGAGACUGGGGAAGACAUAUCUGCUGUGAUCGAAUUUUAAAAGCAUGAAAGGUGUUGGAGGAUAUAAAGGUUGCAAAAGAGAAAGAAGCAAGAAGGAAAACGAGAGAUGGGUGCCACUGAGGUCCAAGAAUAGGGAAAUGACUAGUUGACCUUAUGUAUCCUAAGACAUUUGUGCUCGACUCCCUUUCUGUGUAAAACUUAAGAUGAAGAUUAUCUGAAUCCUUUUUCCUUCCACUCACUACAUAGUAGACGAUUAGUGUAUUCCUGUAAGUUAAGCAGAGGGCCAGAAGGAAGGGAGCACGUGGUUCCCAGGAGUCAUAAGGAAGAGAGCAGUCAGUAUAUUUCAGCACCCCGGACAGAGACACACUUGGCCAAGACCCAGGCCAUGCAACCUGACAGUGGUUUCCUUUGGGAGUUUCAGACACAGACGCCCCAUGCCCCUUGCGGGAGGUGGGUAGCCAGGGGCAUGGUUCCCACCCAUUAUCCCCAAAACAUCUCCUUCUUUCUGAGCUCACAACUCACAUUUCAAUCAAUCAAAAUAACUUUCCCCACUGCAAAAGCAGUCACAUGCUACUCUGCCUGCCGCUGGGCAAAACAAUAACAACAGCUGUUGUUUGGAGAGGAUUGUCACUGUUCCAAGUACUUUACAAGUUUGGCUCAUGCCAUCUUCACACCACCCCAAUACACCUUAUUAAGCCACUUUAUGAAUGAAGCAACUGGGCUCAGAGGGGCUAAAUUAGCCACUGAUGUCAUAGAGCUUUAAGUGACAGCUCUAGGAGCUGAGUUUUUUGUUUUUUAUUUAGUCAGAAAGCAUUGCUUUAUUGCCCCAUGGUACCCCCUCAAAAGACCCUGCUUUGCCAAGGAGGUAAGGAAUGCUUUGACUGUCCGCAUCCUUCAGAAGAGUGUACUGGGUAUCCCACCUCUCCCUGCUUGGACAGCCGGAGGAAUUAAGAGCCCCAGUGCUUAAGCAGGUUGUUCGAGGAGCCUCAUAGAGGGCUGGAAGGGGCUUGUAUGCCUGUGCCUGGUGUUCUGCCCUCUGCUCAUGCUGUGUCUGUAGGGAUGACCACCUGAUGCUCACCACACCUAUGAGGAACUGGGACCAGGCUUCCAGUUUCUUUCUCAACUUCCUGCCCCGUGCAUGGUACACAGACACUGGCUUGAGUCCCUGGCUCCUGACACAACUCUUGCCAAGAGAUGAUUAGUCUAGAGAAUGAGAACAGGGCAGAACCCAAGGGGCUGGCUGAUGCCAUGCGCUGCACCUUGGGAAUGAGCUAAAAGCCAAGUGUGAAGCCUGACUCUCACCAAGCUAUGUUAUUCUGUGGAGGGGAGCAGAGUCAUGCGCACACUUGAGGGCACAGACUCUUAUGCCCAUCUUAUAGAUGGGAACUGUCUUAGGAUUUCUAUUGCUCUGAUGAAACACCAUUACCAAAGGCAACAUAACAGUUCAUCAUCAAAAGCAAUGAGGGCGGGAACCUGGAGGCAGGAGCUGAUGCAGAGGCCAUAGAUGGGUGCUGCUUACUGGCUUGUUUCCCAUGGCUUGCUCAGCCUGCUUUCUUACAGAACCCAGCACCGCCAGCCCAGGAAUAGAACCACCCACAAGUGGUCUAGGCCUUCCCCUAUUGAUCACAAAUUGAGAAAAUGCCAUACAGCCUCAAUCGAGGUUCCCUCCUCUGAGAUGAUGUCAUGUUGACAUAAUACCAGGAACUGAGCUUCCAGCAGUACUGGACCCAUUUUCUUCAGGGUGUGGAUGGUAGAAUUGGAUCAGAGCCAAGGUACCCACUGUGCUUUAUAACCUCCAGGUUCCUGAGUUAUUUUCCAAACAGGCUAAGAUUGUCUCCUCCUUCCUGAGUAGGCAGGGGAGGGGACAGUAACUGGAAUCACAAAAGAGUGCAGGAAAAGUAAGGAAGAGAAAGUUGUCAGACUUUGAAAGAACAAAAGGGUGGGAUUGGAUGGUACUUAAAUGUAUUCACUAUCUAACAUUAAAGUCUAACUGAACAUCCCAA
Messenger RNA from Phodopus roborovskii (desert hamster), 3407 nucleotides. RefSeq names its product SEC14-like protein 3. The transcript is spliced from 12 exons. The record is from RefSeq and is a predicted model, not a curated record. The coding region runs from base 83 to 1285 and encodes 400 amino acids. Gene Ontology annotation, cellular component: nuclear speck; cytoplasm. Lineage: Eukaryota; Metazoa; Chordata; Mammalia; Rodentia; Cricetidae.